AAAGGUUGUUUAAUGAUCGUUGACUGGUUUUCUACAGACAUUUGGUGAGAAGUUGCUGGGCGUAUUCUCCUGGGUGAUGCCCAUCUCUGUAGCUCUGUCUACAUUCGGAGGAAUCAACGGCUAUCUCUUCACUUCAUCCAGGUUGUGUUUCUCUGGAGCCAGAGAGGGUCACCUGCCUUACCUGUUGGCCAUGAUCCACCUGAAAAACUGCACCCCUAUUCCCGCUCUGCUAGUCUGUUGCGGAGCCACCAUUGUGAUCCUGUGUAUCGGAGAGACUCACAACCUGAUCAACUAUGUGUCGUUUAUUAACUUCCUGUCCUAUGGAGUGACCAUCGCUGGCCUGCUGUACUAUCGCUGGAAGAGACCCAACCUAUAG
This is a messenger RNA of Oncorhynchus nerka (sockeye salmon), 376 nucleotides long. RefSeq names its product asc-type amino acid transporter 1-like. Lineage: Eukaryota; Metazoa; Chordata; Actinopteri; Salmoniformes; Salmonidae. Gene Ontology annotation, biological process: amino acid transmembrane transport; D-serine transmembrane transport; D-alanine transmembrane transport. The record is from RefSeq and is a predicted model, not a curated record. Bases 77 to 376 code for a protein of 99 amino acids. Gene Ontology annotation, molecular function: neutral L-amino acid transmembrane transporter activity; L-amino acid transmembrane transporter activity. Gene Ontology annotation, cellular component: membrane. The transcript is spliced from 3 exons.